Molecule: messenger RNA, 1717 nt
Organism: Bradysia coprophila
Lineage: Eukaryota; Metazoa; Arthropoda; Insecta; Diptera; Sciaridae
Product: farnesoate epoxidase-like
Biological process (GO): xenobiotic metabolic process
Cellular component (GO): intracellular membrane-bounded organelle; cytoplasm
Molecular function (GO): iron ion binding; oxidoreductase activity, acting on paired donors, with incorporation or reduction of molecular oxygen, reduced flavin or flavoprotein as one donor, and incorporation of one atom of oxygen; steroid hydroxylase activity
Source: RefSeq, a predicted model, not a curated record
CGCGCCACGAAAGCAAUUAAAUCGAAAUUAUUUUCUCUUCAAUUUUAAUUGAAGUAAUUGCAUCGACGUUGAUGGGCGUGAUUUUGUCAGUUUAAUUGGUUUUUAGUUCGAUUUAAACAAUGGCAUUAGUAGUGAUAAUUGCAGUAUUGAUAGCGAUUGCACUAUUUCUCUAUUUGAAAGAGAGAAGACCGAAAAACUUUCCACCAGGUCCGAAUGGUUAUCCAAUAGUUGGCUAUCUUCCAUUCCUAGGCCCAGAGGGCUAUGCUGACAUUGGUAAAAUUGGGAAAAAGUAUGGCGACAUAUUCAGUCUGAAAAUGGGAAGUUAUUGGUUCGUUGUUCUCAACGACUUUGACCUUAUUAAAACUUGCUUGAAAGAUGAGGUUUUUACCGGACGACCGAACUAUCUGCUGAGAAUGUCGUUUUAUAAGAAAGGAAUCACAUUCAACACUGGAGCUAAUUGGCAGGCCCAACGCAGAUUUUCAAUGAAAGUCUUACGAGAUUUUGGAUUCGGUAAAAUGUCCAUGAUUGCUUCCAUUCAAGAUGAAAUCAGAGAGUUACAGGGAUUCUUAAGAGAAAACACCGAAAAGCCAAUCGAUCUGUCUGAAGUACUGCCUAUCUCUAUAUUGAAUUCACUGUGGAAUAUUUUAACAAACGAAAAGUUUUCCUUAAACGAUCCAUUGCCAAAGAAAAUCCAUUCAGUGAUCAAAUAUGGAUUGUCAGGACAGGAUGUCCUUGGUGUUUUGUAUUUCCUUCCAUGGCUCGCCGCAUUGAUUCCUGGAAAAACGUCUGGAACUGAUAAAAUGAAAGAAGCUGUUGGCACAUUGCAUUCCGUUUUAAAGUCUACAAUCGAAGAGCAUCGUCAGAGAUUUGUUCCUGGUUCUUCGCCAAUGGAUUACAUCGAUGCGUACCUGCAACAAAUCGAAGAGUGUGAUGAUCCAAAAUCCAGUUUCUACGAUGAAGAAGGAGUUUUGAAUCUUAUCGAUGGUCUCACAAAUUUCUGUGUACCGGGUACGGACUCAAUCAGCAGUUCCAUGAGUUUCGCUCUGUUAUACAUCUCGAGCUGUCGCAAUGUUUUGAAGAAAAUUCAUGCAGAAAUCGAUGCUGUAAUUGGAAGAGACCGUCUGCCUGAUGCAGCUGACAGAGCAAAUAUGCCAUACAUGUCAGCCGUUGUAAACGAAACAUUCCGUCUAUCAUCUAUUAUACCCGGAGACGUUUUACAUUCAACGACAACCGAAACGCAAGUCAGGGGCUACACUCUGCCCAAAGGAACAAUUGUUAUGCCAAAUCUGUACCAAGUCCAUCACGACGAAAAAUACUGGGGUGAUCCAGAGAAUUUCCGGCCAGAGCGAUUCUUGAACGCCGAUGGUACGUUGAAAAAAGAGGAACGAGUGAUUCCGUUUUCGAUCGGUAAACGUGUUUGCGUCGCCGAAAGUUUGGCUCAAGUGCAGUUCUUUUUGUUCCUGACUGGCGUUUUGCAGCAUUUCGAUUUUCUUGAGAGUCCGGAUCAUCCACUGCCUGGCUUCAAACCGAAAUCAACAUUCAGUCUGUCGCCACAUCCAUACAAAUUGGUAUUGCGUGAAAGACCAUAACUUUCGAUUAUGAAAAUUGGUGCAAGGACACAACUAAAUAAAUUUGACUGCAUUUAUAAGGACAGAGGGUAGCCCAGGGUCGUGCGUGCGUUGGGUAACCGAAAUAAAAUCCAAGUUAUAGUAGUGCA